UCUUCUACGUUUCUCCGGGCUCAGAUUUGCUAUACUGUAAUGACCACGCAGAUCUGACCACCUUAGCCCGCAGCUGUUACACUGCCUGGUUCGGUCUCGCUGGCAGUUCCCUGUUUCUUUGUUCUCUUUGUUCUCGCUCGUACUCUCAAGACGAACAUCUCAUCUCAACCUAUCAGCUACGCUGCUCACAUCUCGACCUAUCAGCUACGCUGCCCACACGUCAUUCAACCUGGUUUCAUGCAGAGUUCUCUUGCUCUCGCUCUGCCCUCGUCAUCUCGCUCCUCUUGCAAUCCGCUCUCCCGCAUGAGCCUGAUGGAUAUAAGAGGACAGCCUUCUGCUGUCUUCUGCUCUUUAGUUUACAAUUCAUUAUCUACCCUUAGUCCUUGUCAAAGUCCUGUCCUCAGCGCAAGCCAUCUUCGUCCCUCAUCACCUAGAUCCUUACAUAUACACAUGUCCCAGCGUUGAUACUGUUCAUCGGCGAUGGUGUGCGCCUAUCUUGUUGCUUGCCUCAUCUUGCUGUAGCUGGUUGUGCGAACCAUGACCUUCUCUUGACCGAGACACUCUCAUAUGCGCCUCCACAUACAACUAGAGCUCUACUCGCAGGGGAACGCGCACGCUUU
Protomyces lactucae-debilis is the source of this 620-nucleotide messenger RNA. RefSeq lists its product as uncharacterized. The record is from RefSeq and is a predicted model, not a curated record. The transcript has a single exon. Lineage: Eukaryota; Fungi; Ascomycota; Taphrinomycetes; Taphrinales; Protomycetaceae. Bases 238 to 465 code for a protein of 75 amino acids.